Quercus robur (English oak) is the source of this 852-nucleotide messenger RNA. RefSeq lists its product as uncharacterized. The record is from RefSeq and is a predicted model, not a curated record. Lineage: Eukaryota; Viridiplantae; Streptophyta; Magnoliopsida; Fagales; Fagaceae. The coding region runs from base 1 to 852 and encodes 283 amino acids. The transcript has a single exon.
AUGGCUGGAGACCCUGUGAAACGCAACCAGAACCUGUAUUAUCAUUAUCAUCAGGACCAUGGGCAUACCACUGAGGAUUGUAGGAAUUUAUGGAAUCACCUUGAUCAGCUGGUCCGAGAGGGAAAGCUGUGUCACCUUUUACACCCUUCGAGCGACCAUCCGGGCCAGGCAACGCAAGAACCUCAAAAGGAUGUAUCAUUAAGACCUCCUACGGGGACAAUACACGUCAUCCUCGCCGCUCCAGGAAGAACCGGGUCAUUUCCUUGCAGGGUGCUGUCUGUGGCUCGGCUCUCCGCCGAGGACAAGGAAAGAGAAUCUAAAAGGUCUAAAAAGGGAAGCCUUUUAAUAUUGGAAUUCUCGGAUGAGGAUAAAAAGGGAACUAUCCAACCUCAUGACAAUGCCUUAGUGGUUACACUGAGAAUCAAAGGUUUCGAUGUGAAGAGGGUACUGGUAGACCCGGGCAGCGCAGUAGAGGUAAUGUACCCCGAUCUAUACAAGGGGCUGAACUUAAGACCGGAGGAUUUGACGGCUUAUGACUCUCCCCUUGUCAGCUUCGAGGGGAAGACUAUUGUACCAAAGGGGCAGAUCAGAUUACCCAUACAAACCGGGUCAGAGGUGAUAGAGAUGGACUUUAUCAUGGUCAAUGCUUACUCGCCCUACACAGCGAUAGUAGACAGGCCAUGGAUCCAUGCCCUGGAGGCCGUAUGUUCUACACUUCAUCAAAAGGUGAAAUACCCCUUCGGAGGCCGAGUGGAAGAGAUUCAUGGAGAUCAAGCCAUGGCUAGGCAAAGUAUGGUGGCUGCCAUCUCACGCCAAUCCAAUGUUGAGUCCUCGGCUUCCGAGAACUUAUAG